AUCACACACAUAGACAUUGCAGGGUUUAUUAGGGCCAAAGUUCGGGAAAGCGCGCUUAAUCGAGCGCUUAUGCGCGCCUACGCGCAAGGCGCUGGCCUACCGCCUCGCAUAGGCCAUGUGCGCUCGUAAAGGCGCGACGCGCGCCUAGGCGGAGCGCUUUUCUCGCUGAGGCGAGCUUAAGCGCGCGGAACAGCGCGGAACGGGCGCUUAAUGGCGCAGAACGACGAGAGGGGAUCCAUCGGGGAAUCGGGAUAAAGAGGCAGGGAGCCACGGGAUGAAAGGCAGAGGGUCAAAAUCGAGCCCGUGUUAGGGUUAGGGUCUCCUCUCCUCCAUUCCUCGCGCCGCCGGACUCUCCUUGGGGCCGCGAGACUCUCCUCGUGCCGCCGGCAGCAGCACGCCCUCCGCCCUGGAUCUGAAGCUUCUCCUCGCGCCUCUCCUGCUCGGGCCCUCCCCCACACCUCCGGUUGCUGGCCUUCGACCUCAUCCCGCCGUGGAUCUCGCGGCCUGGUCUUCUUCUCUUCAGGCAGGAUGUCAACAUCAGAGAACACCACCGCCCAAACAGAGUCCGAAAGGCCGAUAGCUCUGAAGAGGAAAUCCAAUGAUGUUGGAUGGAACUAUGGGAAACUAUGUGAUGUCACAAACAAGGAGAGAGUGAAGUGUGACUUUUGUGGCCAUAUUAGCACCGGAGGAAUUAACCGUUUCAAGCUACACAUCACAGGCACCACCUCAAGCGUUCUUUCAUGUUUAAGAUCAACUCCGGAGGCUAAAGCAAUAUGCCAGAGAGCUCUUGAUGCAUAUGAGGCAAAGAAGGUGGCGAAGAAAAAACAUACGGCAGAAGUGAGGGCUGAUGUGCAUGUUACAGCCCUAAAUGAAGCAAGGGAUGGUAGGGAAUCUGUUUGUGUUGGAAGCACAUCAUCGGAGCCCAACAAAUUAGGACCAAUGGACAAGUUCGUGCGUCCUAUUGAUGGUAAAUCAAGCAAAGAGGAAGCCUUGAAGCAGCUAAGUAUGAAUGAAGCACUAUUCAAGGAGAGAAGAGGUCAAUGUUCACCAUAUGUUGCUAGAUGGGUGUAUUCACAUGGCAUACCAUUUAAUGCUCUUGACAAUGAUGAGUUUUGUCAAAUGUGUGAGGCCAUAGGCAAAUUUGGUCCUGGAUAUGAGCCUCCUACUCAAUAUGAGCUUAGGGAGAAGUUGUUGAGUGAUGAAUAUGCAAGGACCAAGAGUUUGUUAGAUGAACGUGAGAAGGAGAAGAUAAAGCUUGGGUGCACCAUCAUGACAGAUGCAUGGACGGACAUGAAGAGGAGGAGCAUAAUGAAUUUGUGCAUGCAUUGCAGUGGGGGGACAAGUUUUCUCAAAUCAAAGGAAACAUCUGAUGUGUCACAUACAAGUGAAGUCAUAUUUCAGCUAGUGGACAGCGCAAUUGAGGAGGUAGGGGCGGAGCAUGUGAUGCAAGUGGUGACGGACAAUGCUUCCAAUAACAUGGGAGCCAAGAAAAUGUUGCUUGAGAAGAGGCCGAAGAUCUUUUGGAGCUCUUGUGCAACUCACACUAUCAACUUAAUGCUCCAAGGAAUUGGCAGCCUCAAGAGAUUCAAAACAAUAAUUGAUCAAGCAAAGAACCUCACCAUCUUCAUCUAUGCGCAUCACAAGACUUUGGCAUUGAUGAGGGUUGCUACAAAAAGGAGAGAUAUCAUAAGGCCGGGGGUGACUAGAUUUGCUUCCGCUUUUCUCACAUUGCAAAGUUUGUUGGAGAAGAAAGAUGCUUUAAGGUAUAUGGUGGUUGAAAGAGCUUGGGAAGAUAUGAAAAAUGUGAAAACAAAGAAAGGCAAGGAUGCAACGGCAACGGUGAUGGAUGCAAACUUUUGGAAAGGUGUGCUCCUAUGCAUAAAGGUGUUUGAGCCAUUGGUGAGAGUACUUCGUUUGGUUGAUGGGGAUAUUAAGCCAUCGAUGGCUUGGUUGUAUGGAGAGUUGGUGAAUGCAAAGAGGGAGAUGAAGGAGGCAUUUAACAACUUGGAGAGGAACUACAAAGAUACUAUGGGCAUUGUUGAAAAGAAGAUGAAUGGAAGGCUAGAUUCUCCACUGCACAUGGCCGCAUAUGUGUUGAACCCACACUAUAGUUAUGCAGAUAGCUCCGUCUUUACCACUGCAAAUGAAGGAUUUCAGGAGUGUGCUGAACAAUACUAUGCAAAUGAUCAUGAUACUUGCAUGCUGGUUGUCAAUGACAAGUUUCUGAAAUAUGAAAACAAAGAAGGAACUUUUGGAAAGAAGCUUGCAAAAGCAUGUGAAAAUAAAAGCUACAGCCCCGCUGUUGCACAAUGCAUUGGAGGGAGACGAUCAGAGGACAACAUACAAAGAGGCAGGGGCAACAUAUUGGAGAGAGAACAAGGGAAAGGCGUGCAAGAAGCUGAGCAGUGACCGGAGAUGACGCCAUGGUGAUUAACAAGUGGAAGGAGUUUGCAUGUGAGCUGAACUGGAGUAUAUGACCUGAAAAUAAUGCAUGUGCAUUGAUGGAGGGUGUCUCAGGACUAUCCUUCGUUUGUCUGUUUCUAGACCUUUUUUAUUAAUAUGUAUCCAUCUCGUCUAUAUUGCCUCAACACCGACUCUUGUCGCUUUAUUUAUCAACAAGAUAAUAUGAACUAUAUUAUAUCA
This is a messenger RNA of Triticum aestivum (bread wheat), 2643 nucleotides long. RefSeq lists its product as uncharacterized. The record is from RefSeq and is a predicted model, not a curated record. NCBI's taxonomy places the organism in Eukaryota, Viridiplantae, Streptophyta, Magnoliopsida, Poales, Poaceae.